GUCUUCGCUCACGUUGUCCCUCGUCUGAAGUCACCGGAGGUCUUUCAUCACGUCUUCGAAGUUUUCGAUCAUCGCCAGGGAAGAUCAUGGAGUAGAGAUUUCGGUUUUCGCCUGAGAAUUUUGAGAUUAGAUCUUUUAUUAUUUGUGUGGAUUGUUGAAGAUGAGUGUGGUGGGAUUCGACGUUGGGAACGAGAACUGUGUCAUCGCUGUUGCGAAGCAACGCGGGAUCGAUGUUUUGUUGAACGAUGAAUCCAACAGAGAGAAUCCAGCUAUGGUGUCCUUUGGUGAGAAGCAGAGGUUCAUGGGAGCUGCUGCUGCUGCCUCUGCUACAAUGCAUCCCAAAUCCACAAUCUCUCAGCUGAAGAGAUUGAUCGGAAGGAAGUUUAAGGAGCCUGAUGUUCAGAAGGAUCUGAAGAUGUUCCCAUUCGAAACUUGCGAAGAUGCUGCUGAUGGUGGGAUUCAGAUUCAGCUUCGGUACAUGGGUGAGAUGCAGAGGUUUAGUCCGGUUCAGAUUUUAGGGAUGUUGCUUUCGCAUUUGAAGCUGGUUGCAGAGAAGAGUCUCAAGACUCCUGUUUUUGACUGUGUCAUUGGGAUUCCUUCUUACUUUACUAACGCGCAAAGGCUUGCUUAUUUGGAUGCUGCGGCAAUUGCUGGCUUGAGGCCGUUGAGGUUGAUGCAUGAUUGUACCGCUACUGCGCUUGGAUAUGGUAUUUAUAAGACGGACUUGGCGGCUAACUCGACUCCUACUUGCAUUGUGUUUGUGGACAUUGGUCACUGCGAUACGCAAGUUUGUGUGGCGUCGUUUGGGUCUGGCAGCAUGAGAGUGCUUUCUCAUGCUUCUGAUAGAAACUUGGGCGGGAGAGAUUUUGAUGAGGUUUUGUUCAACUACUUUGCUGUUGAGUUCAAGGAGAAAUACAGCAUUGAUGUAUAUGCAAAUACCAAGGCGUGUGUUAGGUUAAGGGCGUCGUGUGAGAAAGUGAAGAAGGUCUUGAGCGCAAAUGCUGAGGCUCCGCUGAAUAUAGAAUGUCUUAUGGAGGAGAAGGAUGUGAAGAGCUUCAUUAAGAGAGAAGAGUUUGAGAAGUUGUCAUCAGGGUUGUUGGAGAGAUUAAUUGUUCCGUGUCAAAAGGCUUUGGCUGACUCUGGUCUAAGUUUGGAUCAGAUUCAUUCUGUGGAGCUAGUUGGUUCAGGAUCCAGAAUCCCAGCUAUAUCUAAGAUGCUAAGCUCCUUGUUUAAGAGGGAGCUAGGCAGGACUGUGAAUGCAAGCGAGUGCGUAGCUCGAGGAUGUGCGCUUCAGUGUGCAAUGCUCAGUCCAAUUUUUCGAGUGAGAGACUAUGAGGUUCAGGAUUCUUUCCCUUUCUCAAUUGGCUUUUCAUCUGAUAAAGGUCCCAUAAACACACCAUCAAAUGAAAUGCUCUUUCCUAAAGGCCAAGUCUUUCCAAGUUUGAAGGUUCUUACUCUACGUAGAGAAAAGACGUUUCAUUUGGAAGCCUUUUACGCAGACCAUAACGAAAUAUCGCCAGAUUCACCAAGUCAGAUAGGCAGCUUUACGAUUGGUCCUUUUCAAAGUUCCCAAGGAGAAGCAGCGCGUGUCAAAGUAAGAGUUCAGCUAAAUCUCCACGGGAUUGUCACCAUCGAUUCAGCUUCUCUAAUAGAGGAUCCUAAGGAGAAUACUACCUCUGAAGAGACAGUAUCCGAAAAUAACCAUCAAUCUCCAGACCCUUCGUCAGGUUCUACUGUUAAUGAUCAUAAGGGUGUCAAAAGAAUGAAAAUUUCAGUUGUUGAGAACGUCUCUGGUGCAUUGACAAAGAAUGAGUUAUCGGAAGCCAAACAGAGAGAGAACUCUUUGGUGGUGCAAGAUCUGAAGAUGGAAUCGACUAAGGAUAAGAAAAAUGCUCUUGAAUCCUUUGUUUAUGAGAUGCGUGAUAAGAUGUUAAAUACAUAUCGAAGCACUGCAACCGAGUCAGAAAGGGAAUGCAUCGCCAGAAAUCUUCAAGAAACAGAGGAAUGGCUAUACGAAGAUGGUGAUGAUGAAACUGAAAAUGCGUACAUCGAGAAGCUGAAUGAUAUCAAAAAGCUCAUUGAUCCUAUUGAAAAGCGGUUUAAAGAUGGAGAAGAGAGAGUACAAGCAUCAAAAGAUCUUGCGAAAACUAUAGCAGAUAAUCGAAGGGCUGCAGAUUCUCUUCCUCCUCCAAGAAAGAACGCGGUUCUUGAUGAAUGUAACAAAGCGGAGAGGUGGCUCCACGAGAGAACCACGGAACAAGGAUCAUAUAGCCAUCCGGAGCUACAAUCUGGUGAAAUCAGGAAGAAGGCCGAUGCUCUUAACGCGACGUGCAAGUACAUUGGGAAGUCAACCCCUCCUCCCACGAAAUCGGAACAUAAUGGAUCCCAUGGACGUAGAAAUUCCGAUGAUAUGGAGCUUGAUUGAUUUUUCUCUUUAAUCUAAAUUUUGUUAUCUUUAUUAUUCUAAAUGAGGAUGUGAAAAGAAAAAAAAGAAUAAGGCUAAAGUAUACAGUGUAUUUCUGACAUUUUAAACAAUUGUUUUCAUUGCUUUUGUCAACAAUUUGAAACGAUUAUUCGAGG
Messenger RNA from Eruca vesicaria subsp. sativa (arugula), 2580 nucleotides. The record is from the annotation of a GenBank genome assembly. NCBI's taxonomy places the organism in Eukaryota, Viridiplantae, Streptophyta, Magnoliopsida, Brassicales, Brassicaceae.